CUAAAUUCGAUUCGUCUGUUAUCAAGAAUAGAGUUGUUGGUGGGAGUUCAAGCAAGCAUUCGGUUGAUUCCAAGCAUAAAUUUUCGACCACAACCUCAACUAAUGUUUCUAAAACUGAGUUGGCAAACUCUGAAGAAGACAUUGAUGGGCAGUUUACUGGAAAGUGGUGGCACAAUCUCAUCACUCCAUGUAGGAAGUAAAGCAAGAUUGAGAUGAAGAAGCUGAGAACUUGAGUGGUGCACUAAGAAUUGAAACAGGAAGACAUGCUCUGUGCUGUUUCAGAGAUGAAGGAUCAAGUCCUGGAGAACAAUGGGGGUGUAUUACUUCAGUAAAAAAUAUGAAGCCUUUCUCACUCUUUAUCAGAAAGAUGCCCCUUCCACUGCUAUCUCACUCUUUAUCCACCUCUAAAGAUUUAGGGGCCGUUUACCAAAUACUUACCCGGAAGUACAAAGAAAUUAGUGCUCCACGUGUUGAGGACUUAUGUUUCAUCACAGACGACACCUACACUAGACAAGAGGUACUGGACAUGGAGCUUCAAGUUAUGGACAUAUUGAGCUUUCAUCUUUCUGUUCCAACUGUAAAAAAGUUCCUUAGGAGAUUCAUUUUAGCAGCACAAAGUUCUUAUAAGCACCAACUCUUCAUGCCGAUUAAGCCACAUUGAGAUGUCUGCUAGACUUGCCUCAAAAGAAUUCGAGCUUACUUCAACCAAAUCUGGGCUCGUUCAUAUGAAGUAUGAAAUGUCUGAGCUGCAUUAAAUGGUGAGGUCGAUUGUAUUUGGCCAACCACUUUCGAGUAUUUCAGCUUCACUAAUUAAAUGUUCAAG
Messenger RNA from Cynara cardunculus var. scolymus (artichoke), 823 nucleotides. RefSeq names its product cyclin-A2-1-like. NCBI's taxonomy places the organism in Eukaryota, Viridiplantae, Streptophyta, Magnoliopsida, Asterales, Asteraceae. The record is from RefSeq and is a predicted model, not a curated record. The coding region runs from base 338 to 661 and encodes 107 amino acids. The transcript has 8 exons. Gene Ontology annotation, cellular component: cyclin-dependent protein kinase holoenzyme complex; cytoplasm; nucleus. Gene Ontology annotation, biological process: mitotic cell cycle phase transition; regulation of cyclin-dependent protein serine/threonine kinase activity. Gene Ontology annotation, molecular function: cyclin-dependent protein serine/threonine kinase regulator activity.